Molecule: messenger RNA, 3167 nt
Organism: Juglans regia (Persian walnut)
Lineage: Eukaryota; Viridiplantae; Streptophyta; Magnoliopsida; Fagales; Juglandaceae
Product: SPX domain-containing membrane protein At4g22990-like
Exons: 14
Coding region: 769-2895 (708 amino acids)
Biological process (GO): transmembrane transport
Cellular component (GO): membrane
Molecular function (GO): transmembrane transporter activity
Source: RefSeq, a predicted model, not a curated record
CUUUGUUUAACAUUGAUCCGACUCUCUGAGUGAAGCAAAGGAAGCUCAUAUCGAUGCUCGAGUUGUACGGUUUUCUGAGGGUGGCAAGCAAACAGAGUUAGCAGACCCAUAGAUUUUAUAUAUUCUAGGUAAAUCGGUAUCCAUUGUAGGGCGAAGUUGGAGUUUCUCACCAGGAACUCAGACCGUGAGUCCGGGAGUAUCGAUCUCUGCAUGCUCAUCAUGAUAUAGCUUUGCUAGCUUUUCGCGCACACUACCUGGGAAAUAUAUAAAGAAAGAACAGGAUCUCCGGUAACAAGUGCUACAAUAUUCACCCGCUGAAAACAAGUAGAAAUAGCAUGUACUACAAGCCGUCUUAACAAAAUCGUGCUUCGCAUCUUUCGCUGCACUAUAUAGUAUAUACUUUGCUCUCUGUUGGUCUGAAAUGUGGACAACCAGAAUCCAUUCUCAACUUUUUCACUUUGGGAAUUAAGUGGAUUCCUUGGACAGAACAGAAGCUUUAUAACGGUACGUCGUUUGUGGCGUAGCGCGGGGCAAAGUAUAGAGGUGUCAAAAGAUACUGUGCCUAUGUUAUAAAUCAUGGAAAUAUAAAUGGCAAACUCUUCGUUUUCUUUGCUUUAUAAUCAGACGAACGAAUUAUUAGGAUUUAAGUGGGAAGGAAGUUUGUCUGGUUUCCAUUUCUUAGCUUGCUUGAUUUGAUCUGUCGGGCUUCUAGCAUUCAGAAACUUGUCGAGAAAAUGGGGUACAUCAGUCAUUUUUCCUAGCUAAGAUAUGGUGGCCUUUGGAAAGAAGCUGAGAGAAUCACAAAUUAAAGAAUGGCAAGGAUGCUACAUCAAUUACAAAUUAAUGAAGAAGAAAGUUAAUCGAUACACACAACAAAUUGAGGUCGGAACACAAAACGGUGAUAAUGUUCUGAUGGACUUCUCAAGAUUGCUAGACUGUGAGAUCGAAAGGAUUGUCCUUUUCCUGCUAGAACAACAAGGGCAACUUGCUACCAGGUUAUCUGAUCUUAGAGAGCAGCAGCAUGCUCUUUUACAGCAGCCAGGUGGAUCAAGAAUAUCUGAAUUACAGGAAGCAUAUAGAGCAGUUGGAUGUGAUCUUUUAAGGCUUCUCUCUUUUGUUGAGAUCAAUGCCAUUGGUUUACGUAAGAUAUUGAAAAAAUUUGAUAAGCGGUUUGGUUAUAAGUUCACCAACUACUAUGUCAAAACUCGUGCAAACCAUCCUUACUCCCAGCUGCGACAAGUUUUCAAGCAUGUGGGGUUUGGUGCUGUCGUUGGAGCCAUAUCUCGCAAUCUCGCAGAUCUUCAAGACCUUCAACACCAUCAGGGGAACUACAUAUCGAUAUAUGAUCAUCCUGCUUUAUCCCACCUGGAUCCUGUCAUCGAUUCUAUUAGGUCAGCUGUAGAGAAAUUAUCAAACUCAACAAAUUACCUUCACUUUUUGGGAAGACACGCCUUUAUCAUGGAGGACGACUUGCCAACUCCAUCUCAAGAUGAUACUGCUGACCAGAGAUAUCAUUUUAUGUCACUUCUCCUGAACUUGGUAAACACAUUUCUAUAUAUGGUCAACACAUACAUCAUAGUUCCGACAGCAGACAGCUACUCCUUGAGCCUUGGAGCUGCAGCAACAGUCUGUGGAGUUGUGAUAGGGUCUAUGGCUGUUGCUCAGGUGUUUUCUUCAGUUUAUUUUAGUGCAUGGUCAAAUAGAUCGUACUUCAGGCCCCUUGUAUUUAGUAGUGUUGUCCUUCUUGUGGGAAACACCUUAUAUGCUCUGGCUUAUGAUCUGAAUUCAAUAUCUGUUCUUCUGAUUGGUCGGCUCUUCUGUGGGUUAGGUUCUGCAAGGGCUGUUAACAGGCGUUAUAUCAGUGAUUGUGUACCGCUCAAAUUGAGAAUGCAGGCGUCUGCAGGUUUUGUAAGUGCGAGUGCGCUUGGAAUGGCAUGUGGUCCAGCUCUUUCUUGUUUACUACAGACGAAUUUUAAGAUUUCAAAACUUACUUUCAAUGAGGAUACAUUGCCUGGUUGGCUUAUGAGUCUCGCGUGGCUUGUCUACUUAUUGUGGUUAUGGAUUUCUUUUAGAGAGCCUUCUCUUGAGACUAAAGAAGCUGCUGUGCCGCAGGAAGCUAAUGCUGGCACUGUUUCUUCUGGUCUAGGACCAUUGGUAAACAUUGCUGUGGAGAAAAGUUUCACACAACCAUUGCUAGUGAAAUCAGAAGCUAAGCAACAAGAUGAAGGCGAAGACCAAGGAUGUGAUGAUAUUGAAGAAGAUUCUGGGGAAUUUCAAAAGCCUGUCACGUCAAUUGUGAUGGCAUAUAGACUACUUACACCAUCAGUAAAGGUUCAACUAUUUGUGUAUUUUAUGCUCAAAUAUGCCAUGGAGAUUUUACUUGCUGAAUCAAGUGUCAUCACUGGAUAUUAUUUUAUUUGGACAAGCAGCAGUGUGGCAAUCUUUCUUGCAUGUCUCGGGCUAACAGUGCUUCCAGUAAACAUUAUUGUUGGAAACUAUAUCGGCAACAUGUUUGAAGAAAGGCAACUCCUACUGGCAUCUGAAAUUAUGGUGUGUUUUGGUAUACUUCUAAGCUUCCAAGUAUUCAUCCCUUACUCUGUCCCUCAAUAUGUUGGCUCAGCUCUAAUCACAUUUGUAUCCGCUGAAGUCCUUGAAGGUGUGAACUUAUCACUCCUAUCUCGUGUCAUGUCAUCAAGGCUUUCCCGUGGCACGUACAAUGGUGGACUGCUUUCCACAGAAGCCGGGACCCUGGCUCGAGUUAUUGCAGAUGGUACAAUAACACUGUCUGGUUAUUUGGGUGAGAGUAGACUCUUGAAUAUCACCUUAGCUCCUGCACUCCUCAUCUGUAUUUCAUCCAUCAUUGCUACCUGCUUCACCUACAACUCUCUCUACUGAUGCCCUUCUUCACUUUUAACUUGAACAACUGUUGUAUAGCAUAUUUGGAUAUGCACACCGAUCAAUGGUGGCCAAUGCUCUACAUUGCUAGCAUUCAGCAGAUAUAUAUAUAUAUAUAUAUAUAUAUAUAUAUAUCUAAAUGCUGUUGAGGAUGGGAGCUUUCAAUCUGUGCCCCUUUAUUUGUUUUUCUAAGCACAGCCGAAUGCAGAAACUGUUAUGCUCCCUUCUAUACUGGAUCAAACUAAUUAUAAAUUGCAUGAUGCAUUUUAACA